GUGCUUGGAAAGCUGCCGGUCAUGCAGCACUCUCUCUUCGGGUCGAUUCUUUCAUGGGAUGGCCCGAUGCCCCCGCCGCGGAGUGAGGUCGAGGAAGACGACGCGCAUUUAGGCCACGCGCACACGCACGCGGGACUUCGGGGGGGUGCGGGCCAACGUGAGGUGGGGUGUGGCGACUGCUGUGGGAUCCCUGUGCCCUCUGUGUUCGGGGCGGUGGCCGCAGAGAAGGGCAAGAUGUCAGUUCCGUUCGACUGCGUUCCGAUUUGA
Messenger RNA from Laetiporus sulphureus 93-53, 267 nucleotides. RefSeq lists its product as uncharacterized. The record is from RefSeq and is a predicted model, not a curated record. The transcript has a single exon. The annotation marks the transcript as partial. NCBI's taxonomy places the organism in Eukaryota, Fungi, Basidiomycota, Agaricomycetes, Polyporales, Laetiporaceae.